Durusdinium trenchii is the source of this 1401-nucleotide messenger RNA. The record is from the annotation of a GenBank genome assembly. Lineage: Eukaryota; Dinophyceae; Suessiales; Symbiodiniaceae.
GCUCAACGUACUCGCUACAUCGAGAUCAGAGUGGAGAACCCACAGCUUCGCCUGUCCAAUGAUGUCGACCUUGGUCCAACAAAGCGGGUGUUGUGCACUCAGACACGGAAGACAUCAUUGAAAAAGCCUAAGACCUGCUUUGUGGAAUGGAAUACCUACAUGAAGGACUAUCCACAGGAGGCGACCAAAAUCACUGAUGCUGAGAAGGUGUGGGAGCAGAUUGAUGGCGAAUGGGUGCAUGGAGUAAACAUCCAGAUUGGGCGCAAGGGAUACUAUGAACGAGACGACUUGAUUGAGAAGGCAGCUACUUUGGAGAUGGAAGUGUACAAUGCCGAUGCGGAGCUUGAUCCUAAUGCUCAUGAAAAAAUGUUCAAUGCUGCUUCAUCGCACGUUCUUCCCAAAAGGCCAGCUGUGGAAUUGGAAGGAUUUGAACUUCAGUUGCCUUUCUUCCAGAUCACCAAUCAGUCCAGCCAAAGCCAAACUACAUCAGAUGCAGCCAAUACUGAACCUGUCUUGAACAUUUCAGAGACUGCUAAAGAAGAAGACGAAGAUGACAGCCAGCAGGACAACUUGAAUAUCUCACCUUGGGGGGGCAUGCUAGCAGCUGGCAAAGCCAGGGCACUUCCAGGGCCUAAGGCAAUUCCAGGGCCUAAGGCAUCAGCAGUGCCCAAGGCAAAGCAAACUCCAUUGCCGAAGCAAGCUCCAUUGCCUAAGCGUGAGAAUACUUCUUCGAGUCAAAACAGUCGGCCAACCAAGUCCAGAAGAACAGCUGAUACCACCAAUGAUGGUCCAGCAACCAUUGACUUUGCCAAUGACGCGACCAAGUCCAAAACAAAAAACAAUUUGGAUGAGUCAGACAAAGUGACCUUAGCAGAAUAUGAGAGAAAGCUCCAAGACAAACGAGACUUUUUGCUGGCUGAUGCUACUGACACAGAGCAGGGCAUUCAGGAGCUACUUAAGAAUUCCAUGAAAUCCUUGGUUGGCCUCAGCCAGGAGAUCCAGAAGAAAGUCAAGUCCAUUGGUCGACGAAGGACAUCUGGACAAGACGACACCCUCAAGGUCAAGCUGAACGAGCUCAAUGAAGAGACUGUAGCAGUUCGCUUGGUUUGCCAGCAGCUAUUGAACUUCAGUGGUUCUGAAGGUAGCGAUCAGCUUGUCAAGCACAGUGAGAGCUGGACAUUUCAUAUCGCCAUUUGGAAGCGAGCCUUCAAACUGUCAAUGCUUGGCUAUCUGAAGUAUGGGGACUGGAAUGCUAUGUCAGAAACGCUACGUCCAAAGAUCAUUGACAAGUUAGGUGAAUCAGUUGGAGGUUCCUUCUUUCAACUCCUGAUCAACGAGGUCUUCCAAAAGCUAUUGCGCUCAUUGAGAGUUGAAAAGGUCAUUUGGAUUGACUUUCAAUAG